Molecule: messenger RNA, 635 nt
Organism: Limulus polyphemus (Atlantic horseshoe crab)
Lineage: Eukaryota; Metazoa; Arthropoda; Merostomata; Xiphosura; Limulidae
Product: integrin beta-PS-like
Exons: 4
Biological process (GO): cell adhesion mediated by integrin; integrin-mediated signaling pathway; cell migration
Cellular component (GO): integrin complex; focal adhesion; cell surface
Molecular function (GO): integrin binding
Source: RefSeq, a predicted model, not a curated record
UUGAAAUUGGUGGAAGCCGGAGAUGCGACACAAUUGGAAACUUGAUUGGCAAGUGUUCACGUGAAGAAAUUGUUCACCCAAAUAGCAAAAUGGAAAAACUUGUGGAUAAACAACUGAGUGACACUGGAACAAGCGAGGAAGAUGCUGUUCAAAUCAAGCCACAGAGAAUUAAACUGAAACUAAAACCAAAAAGUCCAUUUUCCCUGAACGUGGAGUUCCGACAAGCAGUGGACUAUCCGGUAGAUCUCUAUUACUUGAUGGAUUUAUCAAAAUCAAUGGAAGACGACAAAGACAAACUGGCAGCCCUUGGUAACUUGCUGGCAACCACCAUGCAAAACAUCACCAGCAACUUUCGUCUCGGUUUUGGCUCUUUUGUAGAUAAGGUUGUGAUGCCCUAUGUGAGCACUGUACCUCAGAAGCUUAAAGAACCUUGCACAGGAUGUGCUCCUCCAUACGGCUUCAAGAAUCACAUGCCGCUCAGUCUCAACACUGAAGAAUUUGAAAGGCAGGUUAAGGCUGCUAGUGUCUCAGGGAAUCUCGAUGCUCCAGAAGGUGGCUUUGACGCAAUAAUGCAAGCUAUAGUUUGUCACGUAAGUCAUUGCCAUGUUCUUGAUGGUCAUCUCAUUGUUUGUCAA